Thalassophryne amazonica is the source of this 4355-nucleotide messenger RNA. RefSeq names its product transcription termination factor, RNA polymerase II (gene ttf2). Gene Ontology annotation, molecular function: ATP binding; zinc ion binding; ATP-dependent chromatin remodeler activity. The transcript is spliced from 23 exons. Lineage: Eukaryota; Metazoa; Chordata; Actinopteri; Batrachoidiformes; Batrachoididae. The coding region runs from base 82 to 3567 and encodes 1161 amino acids. The record is from RefSeq and is a predicted model, not a curated record.
UCAGACAGUUGCUAUUGGUCGAUAUGAAAUGUUGAGGUUUUGCUUUUUGUAUAGCAGAACUUCUGUGUGUGUGUUUUAAUAAUGGAAAAGGUCCUUUGUGAUACCCAUGGCACUAUGUGUAUGUUAAAAACGGGCGUCAAAGAUGGACCGAAUAAAGGAAAAAGCUUCUACGUGUGUGUUGACAAGCAGGGCUGUGACUUCAGCCAGCUAACCAGUAUCUCACCGUCCCACUGCUUACACCAUGAUGAUUCAGUGGUGGAACUCCAGGCUCUAGCCUUCAAUCAGCAACAUCAGAGCUACAGGUUGUUCUACCGAUGUGUAAUGGGCAAAAAAGCAAAUCAAAAGUGGUGUGGAAAUGUUCCUUGGAGUGCACCAAAUGAGGAAAAACUGAACCCUCUGUCUGACAGACAGCUGCAGCCGACCUGUCAGCCACCCAUCCGAAACCCCUUCAAGGCCCCUGAAAAAAUGGUUAAGAACUCUGAAUGGAAAAGGAUGAAUGUUGGUGGAGGCAGUGAGAAAAUCGGCCAGACAUGUCCCAAGGCUGACGUCAAAGAAAGCUGUCAGGAAGGAACUACAGAGAGAAACGGUCCACAAGCGUGUGAAGAGGACACAGGGAACAUGAACCGGUCAGACAUGUACAGAGAUAAACAACGUCCAGCAUGGAUGAAGAUAAAGAAAAAGGUUUCUGAUGACGAGCGAAACAGCCAUAAAAUUGAGGAAAUUUUGGUGGAUAAGAUGCAAUAUAAGGAGAAUUGUAAGAAAGAAGAAGCAAAGAAAGAAAGCUUAACUCAUGGAUUAGAGUCUGAGAAAAUAAAUAAAACCUCACAGGGUCCACACAGUGAUUCAGUCCAGCAGCCAACUGGUUCUGAAACUUGUAUGGAGAGACACAUUAAACCUAAUGGGAAAGAGAGCGACUCUGUAGACAUCCAGGCUUCCAGAGUCCAUGAAGAGGUCAAGAUCUCAGUGUCUAAUAAACCCUCAGAGUCUUCUAAAACUACAGGGCAGCAAUGCAAGUCUGAGAUCCAAAACUCCAAAUCUGUAACACAGAGCUGCUCUCAAAGACAAAAAGGGAUCACUUUGACUUCCACUGGUGAUCAUGAUGAAGAUGAUGAUGAUGUGCAUGUAGUGUCGGUGAAGGCUGCUCCUCAGAAAACUCCUCCUGCUUCUGCUGUCCAAAAGACACUGACUGCCUUCCCCGGGUUCCAGCCAGCAUCCAAGUUCAAAGGCCAGCAGGCCAACUCCGAAGGCCUGCGCAGCUUGCUCACUUCUCAGCUCAAACAGAAGAAGGCAACUCUGUCUGUGGUGAAUGUGUCGGCACUGCCAGAUAAAGGGGAGAGGUUGAAGUCUCAAGUGAAAGAGCUGGAGGAUGCGCUGGAGUCUUUGAGCCUCACUGGGUCUUCUCAGCCUGAGACCCAGGACACACGUAGCAGUGAUGAUGCCAGUCCAGGUAGCAGCAAGGUCAACCCCUUCAGCAGACCAGGUGGUACCAUCCUGCUUUCAAAUCCCCCAGCUGUGGGGCCCUUCAAUCAUCAGGCUUCAGGCAGUUCACUGGGCUUGCAGAUGAGUCAGAGCUGCACACAGAAGUAUGGAGAAAAUCCACAGAUUCAGGCCUUCUACGGUGGCCGAAUGACUGAGAACCGUCUGCUGGCAGUGAAAAACGCGACCUCUGAGGCCAUUGACCACCUCCAUGGAUCCCUGGAAUCCUGCCCCAGCCCUGACGAUGAGGCCCAUGACCCCAAAGGUCUCAAGGUGACACUCUUGGCUCAUCAGAAGAGUGCUUUGGCUUGGCUGCUCUGGCGAGAAACACAGAAACCAUGUGGAGGAAUACUAGCGGAUGAUAUGGGCCUGGGGAAGACUUUAACAAUGAUUUCUCUUAUUGUGGCCAAGAAGAUCAAGGGAAAAGAGGAAGAUAAGAAGAAAGAAGAGAAUUUAGUAAAGUGGAUCUCCAAAAAUGACUCUGGACUUGUGGUUUCCAACGGCACCCUGAUCAUCUGUCCUGCCUCCCUGAUUCACCACUGGAAGAUGGAAAUUGAUCGACACGUCAAGAGAGGCAGGUUGACAGUGUAUCUAUACCACGGCCCCACACGAGAGAAAAGUGCCACAGUGCUGGCAGGUUAUGAUGUUGUGGUGACCACAUAUAAUUUAGUCUCCAAGGAGGUUCCAGUCAACAAAGAUGAGGCUGAGAAACCCAGUGAAGAUACUGAUGAUGUGCCAUUAAAGUCUGCUCCUCUUCUGCGAGUGGCCUGGGCCCGAGUGAUUCUAGAUGAAGCUCACAACAUCAAGAACCCAAAGGUGCAAACCUCUAUGGCUGUCUGCCGUCUGAGGGCUUGUGCCCGCUGGGCCAUGACUGGCACACCCAUUCAGAACAACCUGCUGGACAUGUACUCACUGCUCAAGUUUCUGCGUUGUUCUCCAUUUGAUGAAUACAAGCUUUGGAAAUCUCAGGUUGACAACGGCUCUCAGAGAGGGAGUGAGAGACUCAACAUCCUCACAAGGACUCUGCUGCUUCGACGAACCAAAGACCAAGUGGACUCCACGGGAAAACCACUGGUGUCUCUUCCUGAUCGGUCCUGUGAGAUUCACCGACUCAAACUGUCUGACGAAGAGCAGUCUGUCUAUGAUGUAGUUUUUGCCCAGUCCAGGUCCACACUGCAGGACUACCUUAAGAGACAUGAAGGAAAUGACGUGACCAGGAAAAACACUUCCAGUUCAAAUCCAUUUGAAAGAGUUGCACAAGAGUUUGGUAUGUCCCAGUCAGACGCUGCGGUGUCGUCUUCCCAGCAGCCCCCUCAGGCAUCCAGCACUGUUCACAUUUUGUCUCUGCUGCUGCGUCUCCGACAGUGUUGCUGUCACCUUUCCCUCCUUAAGAAGACUCUUGACUCAUCAGAGCUUCAGGGUGAUGGGAUCAUCUUGUCUCUUGAGGAGCAGCUCAAUGCUUUAUCGCUCUCCUCCAGCCCCUCACCAUCCUGUCCUGACCCCAAAGAUAGUGUAUCCCUUAAUGGCAGCCGAUUCCCCUCACAGCUGUUUGAGGAGACCAGUCAGAGCACCAAGAUUUCUGCCAUUGUCUCAGAGCUUAAGUCUAUCAGGCAGAAGAAUGACAAUCACAAAAGUGUGAUUGUGUCCCAGUGGACAAGCAUGCUCCAUAUUGUAGGAGUUCAUCUGCAGAGGUUGGACCUGACAUACAGCGUUAUCGAUGGAACUGUAAACCCCAAACGCCGGAUGGACUUGGUAGAGGAAUUCAACACAAACCCUAAAGGACCACAGGUGAUGCUGCUCUCUCUUUGUGCUGGAGGAGUUGGACUCAAUCUUGUUGGUGGGAAUCAUCUUUUCCUCAUGGACAUGCACUGGAACCCAGCUUUGGAGGAUCAAGCCUGUGACAGAAUCUAUAGAGUUGGACAGUGUAAAGAUGUCACCAUCCAUAGGUUUGUGUGUGAAGGUACUGUGGAGGACAAGAUCUCAACACUGCAGAUGAAAAAGAAGGAACUGGCCCAAAAUGUGUUGUCAGGAACAGGAAGCACCAUGACAAAACUCUCUCUGGCUGACCUCAGAUUAAUUUUUGGUGUCUGAACCCAAAAGUGGGCGAGAGUCUGUGACACUCCUCCACAGGGACGUGCACUCAGCUUUUGUUCAGAAACACACUUCAUUCAGACUUUAGGCCUGUCAGAGUCUGAAAUCAGCCACCUGCCAUUUAGCCUGAAUGCCUUCACAUUUUGUCUUGUACUGUUGUCAAACCGUGUAAUGAAGUUUUAUGUUUAUUUUAGUUUCUCCACUUUCAAUUCCAUGUACCAUCUCAAAGGUCCUGUAGAUACUCUGGCCAGUGGAACGUUGAUGGAGAUUUUGUUUGUUUGUGUAUGUUUCUUUUUGAAAGACAGGAAAAUGUUUCUAUCAAAGUAGAAAUCUUUGAAUAUUUAAAUUUUGUGCCUUUCUCUCUUUCUGUGUUUAAUAUUUGGAAAGUACACACCAGCUGUCUUCCGGUUAUAGAGGAGCACUGAACAGGUUUUUCUUCAAUCUGUGAACCCAGAUAGAUCCUUUCUUGCAGCUGAUGGUGAGUUUUCUAGAACCCACUACUACUGCUGAUCACUGUUUAUAUUUUCAUGUACUCUGUGUGAUGGAAUAAUUUUAUGAUCUUUUUAUGUACAUUGAGUGCGUUGUCACACUCGCUCAUCUGGGAUCGGGUCACGGCUGACUGAGUUGUAUUAUUCAUUUUUUCAUCCUGAAAUAACGUCUGAUUUUACUAAAAGAUCUCAGAGUUCAAACUGAUGUCACCGACUGUCCCAUGUGUUUGUGCUUCCACAUUGACAUUACAUGGACUGUUGACUGAUGUAUCGCCUCAAUAAAUGGUGACCAUUAAAGUG